UAUUUUCAUUCCUUUUUGUGCGAUCUUCGAGAUGUGCCAUUCGGGCCCUCUAUGUGCUGCGCUGAGUAUGCUACUGAACACUAUCAGAUGGUGACGUGAGUUGUUGCGCGUAAAUUCCGACGGUACAUAGCGACAGAAAUUGUUUUCAGUUUGACAAGAUGUUUGGCCGGUUCGCACUGCAGGCAAAUCACUACCUCCACCCUCGCCGGAAAUUAACCAGUGUACAAUACCGUAGGUACAAUCGACUCACCUUUAUUUACCCACUCUCUCCACAACGGCUGAAGAUUCGCUAUCGCAGACGAGGAUCGCUCGACCAUCCGGAUCCUAUGAAGCCUUUGUAUGACUGCAACCAUUGUUGUCGUUGUCGUUCAUUGAGGAGAAAAACGGUAAUGCGGCGUCUGGAGAUAUCCGUCGAUGAGAAGGGCAAAACAACGAACGCACACAUAUUCAAAGAGGUAGCAGAAUAUACAUGGGUACAAACGGCCUCCAUUCCGGGAGUCGCAGUCAAGAGGCUGAACGAUGCACCAAUUUCGACCGAUGAAUGCGAGAGGGGACGAAGACAUUGUACCUUUAACCAACUAUUACAAGAACAGGAUCCUCCUCUGUGGCCACGUCGACGUCGCAGAUUUGUCUAAGGCACCCCCAGCGCUCAAGUCGACAAUAACUCAUCGCUUCCUUGGAGUGCGAUGUAAGCUGUCCAACGUAUCUCCGCAAAUGCUACAAUCGCUUUGAAUGCACAGAUUGACUAACGAGGGGCCGCCUACUUCCGAGGCAUUUUCGACAAGCCGU
Messenger RNA from Laetiporus sulphureus 93-53, 789 nucleotides. RefSeq lists its product as uncharacterized. The transcript is spliced from 5 exons. The record is from RefSeq and is a predicted model, not a curated record. Lineage: Eukaryota; Fungi; Basidiomycota; Agaricomycetes; Polyporales; Laetiporaceae. The coding region runs from base 159 to 635 and encodes 158 amino acids.